This is a messenger RNA of Dovyalis caffra, 228 nucleotides long. The record is from the annotation of a GenBank genome assembly. NCBI's taxonomy places the organism in Eukaryota, Viridiplantae, Streptophyta, Magnoliopsida, Malpighiales, Salicaceae.
AUGUCAAAGGAAGCAAAAGUGUGCAACGAAAGCAAUUUGAUUCGUGGUGCAGGAUCCCUCAGUCACGAAACUAGGGAAGCAUUUCUCUCAGCAUUAGUGUCUGAAGAGCUUCAUGGAAUGGAUCGCACAAUUUUGAUGCGAGUGUUGAAACUACUAGAACAUAAAGGGAAGCUUGCAAUCUUUAAGGGAACUUCAGCUGAUGAUGAAGGUGUGAAAUUCUCUGUGUAA